Solea solea (common sole) is the source of this 2958-nucleotide messenger RNA. RefSeq names its product docking protein 3 (gene dok3). Gene Ontology annotation, cellular component: cytoplasm. Gene Ontology annotation, biological process: positive regulation of MAPK cascade; cell surface receptor protein tyrosine kinase signaling pathway. The record is from RefSeq and is a predicted model, not a curated record. Bases 100 to 1572 code for a protein of 490 amino acids. The transcript has 5 exons. NCBI's taxonomy places the organism in Eukaryota, Metazoa, Chordata, Actinopteri, Pleuronectiformes, Soleidae.
UAACAAAUACAGUUACUCUUGUGGCACAAGAAACCUAAUUUAAACCACUGAGCUGUAGAACACCAAUCAGUAAUAGCAUCAGUGAAGCGACUUGCAGGAAUGGAAUUCAUCUUCAAGGAAGGGCUGGUGUACCUUCAGGGAUUCAAGUUUGGAAAGAGAACAUGGCGGAAAGUAUGGAUGGUGCUCUACAAACCCAGUUCCACAGGGAUUGGCCGGUUGGAAAUCUACAGUGUACACACGGACAACAUUGACCACAGGAAGUUGGGUCGCCACAAAGCACCAGAAAGAAAAGUUGUGCGUCUAAGUGAUUUCCUCAGUGUCACCCCUGCAACAGAGGAGUCCUGCCCCGAAGGAUGCAUUGCUUUCUACCUUCACACGACACAGUGCAUCUACACUCUGGCCUCUACAACAAGCCAGGAGUGGCUGAGUGCCCUCUGUCUUCUAGCGUUCCAGAAGGAUUCUGAAGAAUCAGACAAAGGUGGUUUGGAGAGAGGAAAUUGCUUGACCAUGGAGAACAAUGAACUUUACUCAUCUUGGAAUACUGAUCUGAUCCUUCCUCCAAACCGGUACCAAGUGACUGUCCUAAGCACAGAAGCAUCCAGGAGGUGCAAACUGUCUGGGGAGUAUCUGGUCUCCCCAGAAAAAGAGGCCAUUAUACUGCUGACCUGCAAUACUAGUCACACGGUCUACUACUGGCCGUACAGGCUAUUGCGCAAAUUCGGACAGGUUGAGGGGGGAUUCAGCAUUGAAGCAGGCCGUCGCUGUCAGUCUGGGACAGGACUGUUCAUCUUCCUGUCCACUCGUGCUCCUGAGGUCUUCCGGAUUAUAUUAGAGCAGUGCUCUGCAGUGGGGAGCUCAUCUGUUCAGCCUCUCAGCAUCGACAGAGGAUCAUUAUGUGCCCAGUCCCCCGAUGUCCUCCCAACUUCAACUAACCAGCCCGCUGCACCUCUUGUCUAUAGUUCUGCAGAUGUUUCUGCUCAGACAGGGGACGAGCCUGCCAACCAAUGCUCUUCUAAUGACACCGCUGUACCAAACGUGAUGCCACUAUCUCACAUUUCUAACAGCAGGGAGGCUGUGGGAGAUGAAAGUGAGGAGGAGGAGGAUGAGCAGUGUCAUUCCCUGGAGGCUCUGCACCUGGACGGUGACAUGGAUGACAACAUUUACUACAACUUGAGGAGAUUCUCUCCUCGUGUGAUCAGGAAGGACAACUCGGAGUGCAUCUAUGGGGAUGUGAAAAUAGCUGAAUCUCCCUCUGUCUCCCCACUGCAGACUUUCUCCUCACCCCUUCAUCACCCCGAUCCCCACUCUCCUCCUUGCAGCCUCUACCCCAAGCCUAGAUGCCAGCGUCAGCCCCAUGUGAAUAAUUUAAUCCAGCCAUGGCUCAGUACUCAGGCACAGGCAAUGGAUGACAUGAAGGAGAUGGAGGGGACCAUCAGCUCCUCUGCCCAUGCCACCCCCACCGAGGACCCCAGCAGUUUUAAAUACAGGCUUGCAGAAAUCAUUUCUAAGGACCUGGCAAAGUUCCAGCCACCUCUCCCCUAUGGUGUGGGCAGCCCAACAUUUACUCAGUAGGCUAUUAGUUAGCAGACAGACAAGGAGGGGCAAUUUUAACCAUGAUGGAUUGUCACGAGGGAUCUUUUUUUCCCCCCUUUUCAUUUCUUUAAAACACCCUUCACUGGGAACAUUAGAUGUCAAAUGUUUGGCUUGCGGAUGUUCUUGUAUUUAUCUGUGGAGCCUGUCGCUUUACUCAGUGGAUUGUUUUUGGGAAAAAAAACAGCAUUUAAUAAAUGUUGUUCUUCACUGCUGGAACAUUAGAGAGGAUGUGGGUCCCUGUGACAUCGCAAUUAGUUGAUAAGCUGAAUGAAAACCUGAUUAUUAAUGAAAACAGCUUUGAAAUGGACUUUCCCCCCCCCCUCCCCAUUUGAUGUGCACGGUGCAUAAUAAGAGUUUUGCAGCAAUGCAAAAAGACCAACAACCCUAAUUGUGUUUUUGCUUUUUGAACACGCCGUAUGUGCAACUGUCUGCUUCACAUGGUGGAAAAUAUAGAAAUGUAUUGAAUAUGUUGCCGACUGAAGUAUGAAAGACACAAAGACAACGUAAAAUGCAUAGUUGUUUCUUAACUAUAUCUUUAUUGUUGCAAACUAGUUUUCAUAAAAUACUCAUAGCUAAACAUAAAUAUCAAAAUAAUUAUUUUUUAAUUUAGUCAAAAGUCAUGAGUCACUUGUGAUGUUCAGGGCAUAUAAAGUGCAUAAAAAGGCCUUUGGAAGUUCAAGGUGGCCUGAAGUCAAACAUUCUCAGGUGUUUCAGUGGUUUCUACAUUAUUUUUCCAUUUGGCAGUGCUAGUUAUCAUGAAGGAGAAUACAUGUAGGAACUAUGGUGGACAUUUCUACACGCUGUAGUAUUUGGUUCUCCUACAAGAGUCACUGCAGUGUAAAUUGUCAGGAAUCAGUGCUCAAUGUUCUGUCAUUGUCUCCCACUGUGGCUUUCCUCCAUGUCACUGAGAUGCGAGGAUUCGCCAUCACUGCAGUGGGAUGAGGCCAUGGAUUUAUUUGACCCCCGGUCAGAUGUAGGUCCAAGUAUAAACAGGUGGCCCACGGAGGCACCGGGGUCUCGCUGUCCUCCCAUCAGCUGGUCCUGCGCACUGACCGCAGGCAGCAGAGUCUGGAUCAGACUUCUCCUGCAGGUAUUGUCUGGUGAGCUCAUGCGCUCCGACUGAACCACGCCGGCCAGGACCUCCGACAGCUCAGUGAUGUAAAUCUGCGCCAUUUGCAGAGUGUCAUAUUUGGACAACUUCUUCUCAUUCUCCAUUGACGGGAUGACGCUCCUCAGCUCGUCAAACGCUUUGUUCAGGCCGUGCAUCCUUCUCCUCUCUCUGGCGUUGGCUGCUACCCGCCGGUGUCUCUGUGGACCAGUGUAGUGGAUCGUCUUGUCUCCCUCUCCUGCACUCUCACAGUCUGU